UCCACAGUUUCAAGUCUCUCCCGUCACUUCACUUUUCCCACAUUUUACUUUUCCUGUUUACCAAACACACUCCCUCUCCUUUAUGUUACUUAGUUGAUCUCAUCAUCAUCAUCUUCUUCUUCUUCUUUCUUCCGCUCUUCACUGUCGGUGGAAUUCCCAACAACCCACAUUUUCUACACUUUCCCUCUGCUUCAGCUCUCUGUUUUUUCGAGGAAAAAACACUUGAGAGUUUUUGUUGUUGAUGAUCCAUGCACGGUUGGAAGCUACUACUCCAUUCAUCAUAAAAGGUGUUUUAAACUGAAAGCUUUGGAUUAUUGAACCCGGGACUGGUGAAAUAAUGGACCACAAGACACGGCUUUGGAGGAAGAAAUCUACAGAGAAGAUCAUUCUUGCAACUGACAAACUAAACCUGUCGCAGAAAGAUAAUGAAGACGAGAUACAGACUCUUGUGGCAGAUAAAGGAGAAUUGGAGAAUGAGCUGAAAGGUUUAACUAUCAAGCUUUCUUCUGCACUUUCUGACUGUAAUUCCAAAGACGAACUUGUGAAGAAACAUAAAGAGAUAGCACAGGAAGCUCUUGCAGGCAGGGAGAAGGCAGAAGCAGAAGCGGUGUCUCUAAAGCAAGCACUAGAUGAAGCAUUGCAGCAGAGAGUUGUUAAUGAAGAAAGAUUAACUCAUUUAGAUGCGGCCCUCAAGGAAUGCAUGCAGCAAUUGCACUUUGUUCGAGAAGAGCAGGAGCAAAGGAUUCAUGAUGCUGUGAUGAAGGCAUCGAAAGAAUUUGAGAAAUCACAGAAGAUUUUAGAGGAGCAGUUGGGAGAGACUGUCAAAAGGCUUACCAAAACUGGUGUUGAGAACACUAAUCUUAGUAAGGUUCUCUUGGCAAAGGAAAAUGUGAUUGAUGAUUUAAACAAGCAAAGGGCUCAGAUGGAGACAGAUUUUAAUGCACUAAUGAUAAGAUUAGAAUCCACAGAGAAAGAUAAUGCUUCUCUGAAAUAUGAGGUUCGAGUGCUUGAGAAGGAGCUUGAGAUCAGGAAUGAAGAGAGAGAAUUCAAUCGUCGAACAGCUGAAGCAUCACACAAGCAACAUUUAGAAAGUGUGAAGAAAAUUGCUAAGCUAGAAUCAGAAUGUCAUAAGCUGCGUCUCCUAGUCCGGAAACGAUUGCCAGGUCCUGCUGCCUUGGCUAAGAUGAAAAACGAAGUUGAAAUGCUGGGAAGGGACUCUGUUGAAAUGAUGAGGAGAAAGUUAAAUGCUAGUCCUACUGGUCAAGGGCUUGACUCUGCGGUUGACAGUUAUUCCGACAGCCCAAGCAAAAGGAUUAAUAUCCUAACUGAGCAGUUUUGUGCAGUGGAAGAGGAAAAUAAGGCUCUCAAGGAAGCCCUUAACAAGAAAACAAGUGAACUUCAAUUCUCCAGAGUUAUGCAUGCACGCACAGCUUCCAAAUUAUCAGAGGUUGAGUCACAGCUUGAAGAAUCAUCUAAAAGUCGGGCAAACAAUGAGUCAACCAGGAACAUUGUUAUGUCACAUGAUAUCUCUCUGGCAUCAGUGUCUGAUGUUGGCAGCGAUGAUAAGGCCAGCUGUGCAGAAUCCUGGGCUUCAGCUUUACUUUCUGAAUUGGAGUAUUUCAGAUAUGGACAAUCAAGGAAGUCGCCAUCACGCAAAACUGUUGGAUCUUCAGACAUAAAUCUAAUGGAUGACUUUGUUGAAAUGGAAAAAUUAGCUUUGGUUUCUGUUGAUAAACUGUCUGGUAGUUCUCAUGUUUCUUCAGAUGAAGCUAAUGGGACCCUUGGACGCUUGCUAACUGGGUCAAGUGGAAAUUCCUUGGAGGUUUGUAAGGAGAUAGUCCCUGUUCCCAACAGUCAGUCUGACCAUACCAUGUUGAACAAUGAAAUGAAGUCCAAAAAUCCAUUGCUUAGCAAAGUUCCUAGUUGGCUUCAGGCUAUACUGAAAGUGAUCUCAGAGCAAAACCGUGAAACUCAAAGAAACUCAGAUGAAAUACUUGAGGAUAUUAGAAAAGCUCUAACCUGCAUGAACUAUCAAAAUACUGGUGAAAUUUUUGAUGAAAGGGAGGGUUUAGACCAUCCCAAAUCCUCUGAUCCCUCUUGUAUUAGUGGCUACAUGUCAUGGAAACCUUCAAAUGGUUCUUCAAAGAUGGAUUCUUCUCUUGGGGAUAUUGAUGUUAACAUCUGCUCAGCAGAGAAGAACAACCAACUGUUUCAACCUGAUUUGAGUAAAUCAAUUUGCAGGAUAAUUGAGCUCAUUGAGGGGAUCAGCUUACCAUCACCAGAUUAUAAUAUCCCAGAGACCUUGUCCAAGAAGGAAAGGAAUUCUUUCUCAUACAAGCAAUCAGAAACACCUUCAGGCUACAUGGUUCGUGUUUUGCAGUGGAAAACUUCUGAACUUUGUGCCGUUUUACAGCAAUUUCUGCAUGCUUGUUAUGACCUGUUGAACGGAAAGACAGAUGCCAACAACUUUACCCAAGAAUUAACUUCUGCUCUGGACUGGAUUAUGAACCAUUGCUUUUCCCUCCAAGAUGUUUCAAGCAUGAGAGAUGCAAUUAAGAAGCAUUUUGACUGGGAUGAAUCACGGAGUGAAAGUGAAGCAGAAGCUGGAAUAGUUGGUCAAUCUGCAGAGGCAGAUAAAUUACACCUCGCUGCUCUGUAUGGCAACAGUAACUUCUUUCAAAAGGAAGAGCCUAAUGUGAGAGAAGAAAAUAGAAAACUAAGAGAUGAGUUGAUUAACAUAGAAGCUGCAAAGAAACUUCUGGAAGAUAAGCUCCGGUCAACCACCAAUAGGAGUGACUCUCUGAUUAAUCAACUUGAGGAAUAUGAAAAAACCAUUGCAAACUUGCAGGCAGAGUUAGGUGCUCUGAGAAAAACGGAAGAAAUGGUUGAAGGUCAAGUUGCAAAACAGAAUUUGAUAAAUGAAAACCUUGAUAAACAGCUUUCCUUGACCAAUGUUGAAGUAAAUGCUUGUCAAACGUUUCCUUCUCAAGAUCCGGAAUCACAGAAUAAAAAUAACAGCCAUGAAGAGUUGGAGGCCACAUGUCUUGACAGUGUGACAGAAAGGGAAAUACCAAACUCUGAACUCAGUCAGGAGGGAAAUAAGCUUCGAACCAACUGGGAGAUUACAGCUGCUUCAGAAAAGUUGGCUGAGUGCCAAGAGACUAUUCUAAACUUGGGAAAGCAGUUGAAGGCAUUGGCAUCUCCGAAGGAAGCAGCUCUUUUUGACAAGGUCAUUUCCACUCCAACUGAUGCCACUACUACAACCUCCACGACCAUUCCAACUCCACCAAAGAAGUUGAUCAGCCACAGAUCCUCUCUGCUAGAUCAGAUGAUAGCCGAAGAUAAUUCUGAAGCAAAAACUCUUGAGUCUUGUAAGGCCAAAGAAAAUAACAGGAUGAAAGAGCCUCUAGAAAAUAACGUCGUUUUGAAUGGAAAUAAACACCAGGAGGACAAUGCUGCAGUUAAAUCUUUAGCAAUCGUUCCCAGCAAAAAACAAAGUGGGAGUUUAUGGAAAAAGCUAUUGUGGAGAAAAACAAAAGAUAAAAGGAAGAAAACGCCCUUUCCAUCUGCCCGAUUGACAGAAUGACAUUAAAGAAGAAAGUGGUGACAAGGUGGAGCUUUCAGGCUGUUGUCACGGUGGUUGCUUUUUGGUUUUUCUUUCGCGUUCGAGUGGGAAUGAAUAAAAGUCUAGCUUUCGAUGGUUGCUUGGGAGAGAAUAUAUUGUAUGUAGUCUUGGUGAAAUAUAUGGCAGAAACCUGGAGAAAGCCAAGAAUUUAUCAGGUGGAAAGAGGAAUGCUUAAUGUUCUGGACGUUGUUAACCGUCUGCGUCUGGUAUGUUCAUUUUUGUUUGUUGGCUAACAGAAGACAGACUUUGGCUUGCUAUUUACAGAAAUCGUACGUAACAUUUGAGUUGA
Messenger RNA from Theobroma umbraticum, 3914 nucleotides. RefSeq names its product filament-like protein (DUF869). The record is from RefSeq and is a predicted model, not a curated record. Lineage: Eukaryota; Viridiplantae; Streptophyta; Magnoliopsida; Malvales; Malvaceae.